CUGCUUGUCAAAAAGCGAAGAGCGCGAGCGCGUUCCGUUGGCGUCACGUGACGCGGGCCUCGGGGGUUUCCCUCCAACCCUGGCUUGUUGUUUUUCGUUCUCUCCGCCCUCUCCCCUCGCACGUGACUUGAGGGAGCGAGGAAUUGGAUCCGGCGGCGGCGGCAGUUGCAGCAGCAGCGGCGGCGCUUGCGAGAAGGGUUAGCUGCUGAGGCCGCGUCAACGGUUUGAGGUAGCCGGAGGGAAGGCGGAGAGGUGCCGCGAGGCGAGCUUGGAGUCGAAGAAAUGGAGGCGCGCCGGUAAGCGUUGCUUUCGAGUAGAGGGCGGGAGAAGGGACAAACCUCCCCAGGCGCUCCAAAGCGCCUCCCUCGUUACCAGGGGCAACGGGGCCUUCCUUUCGCCACCUCGCCGGCUGGGAAUAACCGACACCUUUUCUUUGAACCCCCGCCCCCCCCCGCCCGAUUAACCCGGACUUGGAGAUGAGCUUCGGCCUUCUCCGCUCUUUCUCCCUAAUACAUAAUGCAGGGGAAAUGUGCGCGUGGGUGGGCAGCCCUUGCAGAGUGUUGGAAAUUGCCAUUUGUGCUUCUGCAUUUAUUUUGGGUGCAUGGAUCGGUGGGGAAGAGGGGAAUUGGAUACCGCGAAGCCUGAACGAGGAGGAGGGGGAAUCUUUUCAUAGCCUCUUACACGCCACACCGGAAAACCCCUAGUGAGUUACAUCAGUAGCUACUACCUGGGAUGUCUGUAAACAAAACCUCCAUGUGCUGGAGCAGUCUACGUCAGCGGUAGAUGCUGUGGGUUAAUAAAGGUGCAGGCGUGUUGUGGGGGGCGGGAAGGACCAGGGUUCUGCUUUUGUGGCUUCCUGGAGAAGCUUUCUUGACUGCUUUUGGAAAUUGGGAGCGUUGGAUCAGACCAGCAGUGGAGGGAACUUGUACACCUCCAGAUUUUCUUGGCCUCUGCACUCCCAUCACCCCUCAAAAUUAUUGGCCAUGUUGCUGUGGCUGGUGGGAGUUGGGCCUCAGAUUUCCCCACUUUGGGGGUUAAGUAGAUAUGUCAAGAUAGAUCUUGUACCCUUGCUGGUGUCUUUUGGACAACAGCACAAUGAGGCUUCCCUAUACUGAGACAGUGUACCUCUGAAUACUAGGGGCAAGUCCAGAGGAUACAGCCAGGCAUCUAUCUGAUCUAUCAGUGUGUGAGAAUGUUGAAGCAGGUGGACUUUGUUCAGAUCCUGCAAGGCAAUUAACCUAUUUCUGUGUUCCAAAUAACUUUGCACUUGCAUUAGUUACAUUUCCUUAGUGUCCAGAGCAUGCCACACAUGUUAUUUCAAUCAUUCUUUUAGUCAUAAAAUGUGAGCUAGUGGUUUUAUCUCUGUAUUCCAAAUUAUGAGGUGGUUGUGGUGAAGUUGAAGGGUGGGUUGUUCAAAGGCCACCUUCUAAGUUUAUAUGAUUUAAACUUUGGACUUCCCAGCUUUGCUAAGCAGCACAUCAUGCCAACUUUUCUACCUAAACUUGAGCUUAGCUUUGCUACAGUGAACCUCACUUAGAUAAAGGAGGCGGGUGGGGAGUGACUAAAUGCCAGGAAACAAUAAAGAAAAAUUGGCCUGUUGUUGCCAUGGGGACCAGAAGCAUUCAUUCCAUUAACUCUCUGGAAACUGAAAUAAGUUUUAUAAAUAAAGGAAUGCUAUAUGUGAAUGUCUGGGCUACUUGGAUCUUGCAGACCUAAUCCUGUUAUUGUGCCAUUGCACUGACAGGAAAGUGGAUGGGUUUUGUUCUAACACUCAAUCUGAUGCUGUCAAGACAGAGCAGAACAGAGUGUAGUUCUUAGCAUCUAUCUGCCUCGAGAGACAAUGGAAUGUGUCUCCAGGGGUGAAGUCAAACCACUAGAGAGUCACAGCGCUUGCUGUGGCUGCAGAGACUUGUAACUGUUGCCUCCUGCAUUGUUUUUGCUGCGUUAGCGGCACUGAAGUAAUCUCUCCGGGGUGCCAACCUGGGCAGUGUGUAUGGAGGCUUUGGGUUACCCAGACAACAAGAACCCACUCUUGGCCUUGCUGAUGUGGUCCAAAGGGAAGCAUAGCAAUACAUUUGGCACCAGCUUGAGCUGUAGGAGUUGCUGGAAAGAGGCAUACAAGACAACUGUCUUAGGGACUCCGCUCCGGAUUUGUGUAGGGUUUACUCCUUAGCCUUUUCUUCUCCCAAGGAUUUCCCACAAGACAGCGGGUACAGAUUUUUCCUUGGGGUUUACUCACAAAGCAACGGGUGGGGGAGUCAUUUGAAUGUGUAAGAGACUUUUGUAGCAGGUGCCCCCAAGGACAUGACUCACACAAAUGUAUUCUCCAAAGCAUGUUGUUUGUGUGCAUCUCACUUUCUGUGUCAUGGGGAAACAAAGUACUAUGUUACUGCUGUAUAUUGAACAGUCAGUCGUUCAGCGGUGACAUCUCCAGUUGAAGAUAUUUUAUUUGGGGACUGUUCCUCAUCCAAGCUGCCGCAAUUGGCUUUUUCUCUCAUCACUAUUUAGAGGACUUUCUGUCUGCCAGUUUUCACUCUAGAGAGUGGAUCAUCUAAUACUUUGUGUAAUAAUUUUGCUGAUUAUCUUCUAUUGGCAUAAAACAUUUGCAUCCACAAUCUGUCAGAGCCCAAACCAUGUCUAUUGGUUACUGCCAAUCCCAAAAAAAUAAGAGUUGCUUUGUUGGGUUAAGAACAAAUGCUUAUGCUUAGCACUCUGUUCCCAAAUGUGCCCCGAUGAGUGCUCAGAGAGGGUGUAAUAGUGACUAAGCUUUUAUUGGUUGGUCUCUGCCAACUGGUAAGGACAAGCAUGCUUUUUCUGAACACGGAGCUUCCAUUUCUGCCUGUUAUGGCUAAUAUUUUUGGGCAUGCAUGUUCUCUAUGAGUUUAAUGCUUUUCUGAAAUCAUUUGUUUAGUAGCAAUUACUACAUUUCAUGACAUCCAACUGUGUAAUUGAGUUUUGUGUGGAAGAAUUAUUUGCUUGGACAUUCAGAGAUCUCAUCCAGUUACAGCAGGAGUGGGGAACAUUUGGACCUCCAGAUGUUGCUGAACUACAGCUCCUAUCAGCCCUGGCCAUUGGUCAUACAUGCUAGGGCUGAUGGCACUUGUAGUUCAGCAGCAUCUGGAGGGCUAGAGUAUCCCUACCUGAGUUAAAGGGUACAGUCAUUAUUCAGUACAGCACCAGACCUGCCAGACAGGCCUCAUUUGAAACAUAGCCCAUGGAGGAACAAAAAUUGUGUGUUCACCUGUGCUGUUUUUUGUGGCUGGAAUUUUCUGAUUUUGUCUUUUAGGUAGAAAUAUGAAGAUACGUCUUUGGAAAGAAGUUUCAGAGUGUUAUCUACAUGCCACGGAUCUGGAGUCGUUUGGGUCUGAAUGCUAGCAGAUCGGCAUUUGUAUUCAGCAGAAGGCUGGAGCAUAUGUGUUCAGUGUUUUUUGCAUUAUGUCAGUUCCCAGUGAGGGAAAUUCUCUGAUGUGGAGUAACAUAGCCCAGACUGACCUUUCCGGCCAAUGUCACAAUGAAACUGAUUCCAUAAAAGUUGCUCUGUUCAGAAAGUUCUUUCUUUCUUUCCUUCACGUUUGGCUUGAAGCAGAGUUGUGCUGCAUAAACUUCAAGGGCCACAUGCUAACCUGCAGUGGUGUGGCUAUGGGAUGAUGAUUCUUCUCCUCUUAUGAAAGCAGAGAUUGUUGCGUUGUUUUUCUUAAAACGCAGGAAUCUAGCAUAUCUAUUAAUUUCUGCAUUUGGCAUCCAUCUGUGUGUGUGUGUGUUUUCCAGUGGUGAUGCCCUCAUGUAUAUACUAGUCCAGACUUUGGCCUAGACUGUUGGAAACCAUGCCAUGAUAGCAACUACAACGUAAGUCUAGCCAUGACGGAACCCCACAGGGUCCAGCUCACCUCUCUGUCUGGUCCACUGAGCACCACUUUACUGAAAAAGCCUCGCCGGGAGGACAUCACAGGAACAGAGCACCCCCCGGAAUCUGAACCUGCGGCUGCAGCAGUUCGCAUUGCCCUCACCCUUUUUGAGCCAGAUCACAAGCGCUGUCCAGAGUUCUUUUAUCCAGAGCUGCUGAAGAAUACACGAGGGAAAGGGAAAAGCAGUUCCACGGGAGAAAAGGUAUGUUGCACAUUCUUUAGCUGUGCAUUUCAAAACCCCCACAACAAAGCUUUGAGAUCUCUUGAGAAUGGUGGACACUUGGCUUGACAGCAGUAUAUGUAAAAAAAAUCUAGGGGUCUUAGUAGACCUCAAGCCUUAACAUGGGUAAAGAGUGUGAUGCAGCAGCAAAAAAAAUUAAUACACUUCUAAGGUGCAUCAACAGAAGUAUAGUGUCCAGAUCAAGGGAAGUAAUAGUGCCACUGUAUUCUGCCUUGUCAGACCCCACCUGGAGCACUGUGACCAUCCAUCCAUCUUUUUAUUUGUAUUCCAAAUUUCCAUAGCCAUAACCAUGCUCAAGGCGGCUUACAACAUGGGGGGAAUCAAAAUUGCAAAUGUAACAAGGCUAGCUAUGAAGAAGCAAACUGUCAAAAAGUACACAACCAAACUAAACAAUUUCCACAUAAUAAAAUCUAAAAGAAAGAUAUGAAAGAUUAAUAUCAAUAAUGGCAACCCCCCUCCACCACAAACAAUACCCCAGCCCAGUUCUGAGCACCACAGUUUAAGAAAUAUAUUUACAAGCUGGAAUGUGUGUGGAGGAGGGCAACCAAGAUGAUCAGGGGUCUGGAAACAAAGCCUUAUGAGGAACAGUUGAGGGAGUUAGGUAUGUUUAGCCUGUAGAAGAGAAGACUGAGGGGUUAUGGCGGCCAUCUUCAAGUGUCCUUCCUUGGAGGUUUUUUAAACAGGUUGGAUGGGCAUAUCUUACUGGGAAGAUAACAGAAAAUCUAUAAGAUAUUGAUGGAUUUAAUUAUUAAGCAAAUCAAAUGAGAUGGGAAUAUAAUUAAUCAAAUAAGAUGGGAAGGAGAACUGGGAUGACUUAUUUUAGAGAAGCAAGGGAAUAAGAUUUGUAGUUAGGUGCAUAGUUCUUCACUAAGUUUAUCAAGUACAAAGGCACAAUAUAAGUCAUUGUUGAGAUGGUAUUUGACACCUGCAAGACUCAGUAGGAUAUAUUCAGUAAAUCAAUUUAAAUGCUGGAAACAUACAGUGUGGAAUGCACAUUUGUUGCCUAUGUGGUGGGCUUGCCUGAGCGCAGCUAUCACUGACAUAAUAGGGACUAUAUUGAGGCCCACUCCAAUGCUGGUUUUAUUCAGUGUAAUUUAAGAUGAGAUGGGGAAUAGAUUGAAACUAUUGUUUAUGUAUUCUGUUGAUAGCAGACAAUAUACUGUGGGCUAGAAAAUGGAAGAAUCAAGAAGCUCUCUUUGAGUGGGAUUGGUUAAUAACAUGUCUGGAAUUGGCAGACAUUUGUUUAAAAGAGGGAAGGCAGUUUUGUAGAAGGUUGAUUUCUCUGGAAGAAUAAGCUUUUUACUUGAAUUUUGAAACACAAAAUAUGGAUAUAGUAAGGCUUUGUCAAGGAUGGCUGAUGCUAAUAUUUGAGCUGGGACUAAAACUUGAAUCUCUAUGGUCUUCAGAUACAUUCUUGCUGCUAAACAACACUGAAAAGUUUGUUUACAAUUAUCAUUUUUUGGGCACAUACUUGACAAAUUUCUUUCCCGUGUGGCUGCUGGGUGUGGUUUUUUGUGUGUGAUUGUGUGUUUUUAGUCUUUUAGACUGGAAGCCCAAGGGCAAGCUCUCCUGGUUUUGUCAAUGCGAUCUCCUACAAGCAUGAACCAAGUCCCCACCUUUGCAACACACCGCGUCUACAAGCAUGAAUCUCCACUGGAUAUUCCAGACUCUCUCUUGGCCCUUAGAUAAAAGAGGCAUCUCUGUGAAACAGUGUGAUAACUGAUUCAAUUCUGAUGUUGUUCACCUCCCUUUUUGCUUCCCCGCUACAGAAAAAAGACCUUGCCGAUCCCUUCAAUGAUGAGGAAAAGGAGAGGCAUAAAGCAGAGGCGCUUGCCAGGAAGCUUGAAGAGAAAUAUGUACGUUUCUUCAUUGUGGCUAUGUACCAGAAUGAAGUCUUGGUUUUAGCUUUCUUCAUAGAAAUGUUGUCUUUAACACCAGGGUGAUUCUUGUGUUUAUAUUCAUGUUAGGAGUGUGUAUACAACUAAGAACUGCUAUGGUAAUUACUAUGGGCUGGUGCCUGAUAAAGUGAUGUGUGCAGCACCAGUAUUCAGGGAAUAUGAAUAUUUACAUCUCUCCCUUCCUUCAAAAAGCUCAUGGCUGUGUGCAUGGUUCUCCCCUAUCCAUUUUAUCUUCACAACAAUCCUACUGGGUAGGCUGAGAUAAGGAAUAAUGACUAGUGGAAAGUUACCUAGUGAUCUUCAGGCUGGUUUGUUUGGGCUGUGGGAUAUGGGAAUUCAGGUCCAGGCUUCCACAUCUGCCCCUGCCACCAGCAGGAGGUUCUGCAGGUGACAGGUUUAGCAAUGGAAGUGUAUUUGAUCCAUUGGACCAAAGAGCUUCUAUGAAUGGUUGCAAUUGGGGGGGAGGGGGACCAAGAAGAAGAAGAGGAGGAAGAAGAGUUUGGAUUUGAUAUCCCGCUUUAUCACUACCCUAGGGAGUCUCAAAGUGGCUAACAUUCUCCUUUCCCUUCCUCCCCCGCAACAAACACUCUGUGAGGUGAGUGGGGCUGAGAGACUUCAAAGAAGUGUGACUAGCCCAAGGUCACCCAGCAGCUGCAUGUGGAGGAGCGGGGAAGCGGACUCUGCUCCCCAGAUUACGAGACUACCGCUCUUAACUACUACACCAUACUGGCUCAAAUACACAAUGGAAGUGUAUUUAAUCCAUUGGACCAAAGAGCUUCUAUGAAUGGUUGCAAUUGGGGGGGGGGACCAAUGGCUAAAAUGUUUUUAUUUGGAAUAAAGUUAAAUUGAUAUUUUAAUCUACACCUUGACAAUACCUGAUGGAUGUUUAUUUUUAUAUGUUUUAUUACAAGUACUGUGUAUGUGUGUUUUAAAUUCUAUUUCCCCUCUCUGAUUAUUUAUAUGGGGUUAUUGGAUUGUUCUUGUUUUUAUUUUGAUUAUGUAUUUUGUGUUUUUAUGUUGUGAUUUUAGCCUGUGAACCGCCCUGAAACCUGUGGGUAUAGGGCAGUAUGUAAAUUUAAAUAAUAAUAAUAGCUUGCCUUCUUUGGGGCCAUAAGGGGUAACCAUCAGCCUUUCUUGUUUCAGGGUGGAAAGAAGCGCAGGAAAGAUCGUGUCCAGGACCUGAUAGAUAUGGGAUAUGGAUACGAUGAAUCCGAUUCUUUCAUUGAUAAUUCUGAAGCAGUGAGUAGCAGUGGAGGGCUCUGGUUCCCAACAAUAAAGCAGGUGAUGAAGCUGUCUGCCCUAGCAGCAGUGGGUGCUCCAGGUAGGGUGAACAUCCAGGCCACAUCUGCACAGAGACCUGGUUUGGAGGCUGUGUUUCCGGGUUCCAGAGCUAUGUUGUUUUUCCAGCCUGCACAGAGGCCCAUAGCAGGCAUUUGAGCCAUUCCCUCAGUCAUGUCCCUCUGCCACAAAGGCCAAAACUAUUGCUUGUUACUGUCUAGAGCAGGCAUAGGCAGAUUUCAGGCUUGUUGAACCUUUUUUUAAAAAAACUAGAAUUCUGACAUCCACCAACUAGAGCUAAGACUUUGGGUUGUAGCCAAUGUUGGUCAUACUCAGAGUAGACACAUUAACAUUAACAGACAUGACUAAAUUAGGUUUUUUAAUUUCAAUGGGUCUACUCUUGCUUAGAUGUCAGAAUUAAGAAAUAGACUUCUUUUGACCAGGAACUUGUUUUCAGUAGCAGAGUAGGUCAUUCCUUACAUCAGGCAUGGCCAAACUUGGCCCUCCAGCUGUUUUGGGACUACAACUCCCAUCAUCUCUAGCUAACAGGACCAGUGGUCAGGGAUGAUGGGAAUUGUAGUCCCAAAACAGCUGGAGAGCCAAGUUUGGCCAUGCCUGCCUUACAUGCACAUAUUCACUUCUGGUUUUCCUUCAGACUUUCUUGAUUUCAGUGACCUAAUUGGGAGACGGAUUGGUAGAGCAUAAUCUUUCCAUGCAGAGUGUCCCAACUUCAGUCCCCCUUCCAUCUCCAGGUAGGGCUGGUAGUGUUCUCUUGUCUGACAGUAAGAGCUGUUUGACAGUGGAACAGUCUCCCUGAAAUGUGGGUGUGGACUCUCCUUCCUUGGAGGUUUUUAAGCAGAGUUUAGACAGCCAUCUGUCAGGGUUGCCUUAGCUGAGAUUCCUGCAUUGCAGGGGGUUGAACUAGAUGACCUUUGGGGUAUCUUCCAACUGAUUCUGUGAAAGCCUGGAUAAGCGCUACCAGUCAGUGUAGAUGAUACUGACCUCGAUGGGCCAGUGAAAUGACUUGGUGUAAGGCAGCAUCUUAUCUUCCUGUGAUUUCUAGGUCAUCUUCAGGUUCAUUCUCCUGCAUGUGCCUUUUACUCUGUAGACUCUUUGGGUCUUAAAUAUUGCAAUUGCAUGGGGAAAUAAAUUAAACAAUUCACAGUAUUAAACAGUUGCCAUUUGGAACCCCUCCCCAACCUACUUCAAAUUGCCCAAUGAUUGGUUGAUCUUCCCGUCCUUGUUCUAGAGGACCCUAGGACCUGGGUGCAUGCUUAGAGCUUUUUUCCCUUUCUUUUCUUCCUAGAAGACUGGAUUUUAGCAUACAUGCCUGAAGGGGGGGAAAGGGUUUGGGAGUGGGAGCUGUUGCACCCAAAACAAAACAGGGAAAAUCAGGGCACAAAGCUAGGCAUUAUAGUCAGGGCAGUUAAUAAAGAUGAGGGAAGAGAAGUAAAGCUGUUGCCAAAAUGUAUUUCUGUACAAAAUAAUGCAGCUGUAAGAAUCUGGUGUUUUUGCAUGUCCAAAGUGACUUCAAGGCCAAUUCACUGGAAAAAUGAGCAUGGUUUCAUUGGGGUUCUUUCACAUGUACACCCAUCGGUUCUACAAGAAUGCUGACUGAUCUCUCCUCUUUGCCCCCAGUACGAUGAGCUCGUUCCAGCAUCUCUAACAACCAAGUAUGGAGGCUUUUACAUCAACUCUGGAACUCUACAGUUCCGGCAGGCUUCGGAGUCGGAGGAUGACUUUAUCAAAGAGAAAAAGAAGAAAUCACCUAAGGUCUGGGAAUAAGACGCUCUGGGUGCUUUCUUUUUUAAAUAGAGCCUUCAAUAAAGUAUGGUUUUUGUUGGCUGACAAAAUGUGACUGCAGACGAAGGGGUCAGUGGGUGGAUGUAAUAUUUUGUUACCUGAAAGAAGCUCAAAGGCUGAAAUUAUGUGUGUACUUACUUACCCGAAGCAAAGCAGAAAAUAUAAAAAUAGUAGUUCAGCAUAGAGGACAUAAAGACCUUCAGUGCACUUUUGACAAGUCAGGAAGUAGAUGGUUUAUAAUUUACUCUGCUUGCAGUUCAUACUGUAAGCAGCACAGAGUGAUCCCUUUAAUGGAAGGUUAUAGUGACUGAGGUCACCUCAUAGCUAGUAGGCUUUCCCUCCCUUUAAAAAGAAAUGAAAGUGCUACCUGUGGUUUAUAGUUCAUGGGUAGGAGGAAAUCAAUGGACUUACAUUAGUCACGUCCAUUAAUUUGUUCAGAGUGUUUCUCUGGGUUCCAUCUGCAAUGUACAUUUAAAGCAAUAUACCACUUUAAAUAGUCAUGGCUUCCCCCAAAGUAUCAUGGGAAUUGUUGUUUGUUACGGGUGCUGAGAGAGCUACAGUUCCCAGAGUGGUUUAACAAUCAAUCCCUCUUUUCAGAGAACUUCGUGAAUUAAAGCUCUGGAAUGGGAAUAGUGUUCUCCAAAUCGCUUUCAGCAUCCUUAACAGUUCAUAGGAUGUCUUGUGAGAAGCCAUGGCUGUUUAAAGUCGUAGUGCUUUAAAUGUAUAGUGCAGAUGGGGCCUUAGUUGGAUCCAACUCACUAAUUUCAUUCUGUGGGUGACUUCAUUGAAUCUGGUGGCUGAAAGAGAUGAGAAAUCUUCUCUUGGUCUUUGCAUGACUCUAAGCUGCUGUUCUAGUAGUAGGGGCUGCCUGAGAAAGUGUUUUGCAGCCCUCUUUGGGCUUCGAGACGAUCCUUAACAACCUUAUAUCUUCCUUGCCCUUAGAGAUGCUUCAUCUUUUCCUUUUACCAUCAUGGAGAGUUAAUCACUUGUUAGCAAGCGUGUUCAUGAAUGACUACAUGCCUGAGUGGCACCUUUCUCUCUUUUCAUAAAGGUGCUGCUCAGGCAUGUAAAUCCAUCCAUGAACACUCUUGCUAACAAGUGAUUAAAUCACUUAGUGUCUUCUUAGUACUACGUAAUGACAAUUGUUAAAAUUAUUUAAUCCCCAGAAACGAAAAUUAAAAGAAGGAGGUGAGAAGAUGAAGAAAAAGAAGAAAGAUGAUUCUUAUGAGAAAGAAAAGAAAUCUAAAAAAUCGAAGUUUCCCAAAACUGGGUAAGUCAGCUAUUUGUAUCAAAGUGCUUUUUUUAAUAGACGGGUAUCAUCUUUCUCCUAGAUGGAACUUCUUUUGUGGAUUUAAAAAAGGGAAACUCUAGAAAAACAAUUUUAAGCCUUGGAGUGUGAUAUCUAAAUUAGGCUCAAAUCCUUCUUUUUGCCACCAAUUUUCCAGAUUUGUGUUAAUCAAAUCUCUGUCAUAAACAAACCAGGAAGGUUGUGAGGGUGAGCAAGAUAAGGAUUAUGAAUUAUUUUGCAUGAUGCAGAAAUAAAUGCUAUAGAUGAUUUUAAAAAUGAGUUGGCAAGAAUUUAUUUUGAUACAGAGCUUGUUCAGAUGACCCAGCAGCGAAAAGGGGUCAAAUGGUCAUAAUUUCCUUUGUGAUAGAACAGUAAAAUGAAUAAUGAUUCUAGAAGAAAUGACUCUUAAGUUAUUGACUUCCACAAAUACGCGUACGUUCACGCAAAUAACUUUAUUUCACCUGUCCUCUAAAAUAGCACAAAAAAAUCUUCCUCUUACCAAUUUGCAGUUAGGACAGAAUGUGUCACCUUAUAUAAGCUGCACUGCCUCAAGCAUUGCUGAAGGUUGGAGAGUUUAUAUGAUUUACUCACAGGCUGAAAGUCUGUCUGCAUUUCCCUGCAAGUUCCAUGGAACAUAGUGUGACAUCUGAAAUAACACGUUUAGGAUUCUACCAUAACAAUCAAAUUAAAGUUCAGUGCUUGGGCACUGUUAGGUUGUAGGUGCUCAAAUGGCUGGACAUCUUACUUCCCUCAUAUGUACCAUGUUUCCUUUAUAGUUUCACAGCCCUGAAUGCAAGCAAGGAGAAGAAGAAGAAGAAAUACUCUGGAGCCCCGAGUUACAAGGAAAUGCUGAAGAAGUUUCAAAAGGAAAAGGAAGCUCAGAAGAAGCAAGACGACGAGCCAAAGCUUAUUGUCCCUUCUCUGGCUGAAACUCCAACACCACGGGAAGUGGAAAGCCUGCCCGAUCCGCUCCUCUCUUUCUUUGGCCACAGCAGUGACAAUGAGCUCCUUCAAGCUGCAUCAGCCAUGGACUCCCUGACUGAUCUUGAUCUAGAACAGCUGUUCAAUGAAUCUCCAGAAGAAAGCCCUUUCCAUGACAUGGAAGAUGGGAGUGACCCCCUUGGGAUGGGUCUAGAGCAGGACAUCAAGCAGCCUCUCUCCCUCCCUGAAGGACUUCCAGGAUCACUGGAGAAGCGCAUUGAGGAACUGACACAGGUAACAGCAAAUCAUACCGGAUGUGGCAAGUGAUGUCUCUUGCAGGGUAGACAAUAGGUACAGUUCUUCAUGCUAGGAAGCAGCCUUAGGCAGAGUCAAGAACGCUGGUCCAUCUAGCCCAGUCUUGUCUUCACUUCCUGGCCGUGGCUUUUCAGAGUUUUAGGCAGGGGUUUUUCUUUACUUGGGGCUGCCAGGGAUGGAAACUGACCUUUUGCAUUCAAAGCAUGUGAUCUCCCCUAUAGUUGCUGCUUGCUUCCAUGUUUUGAAGAGGUUCUUUAUGGAAAGUCAGUUUGAAAUAUGGUGCACCCAGGACAGCAGUCGAGGACAGAAGGCCGUCAGAUUCUUGCUGUGGUCUGAUGUGAGGUGGCAUUAUUCAGAGAAGUUGGGUUGUUAAUGAGUGGCAACAGCCAAGCUGGCAUUCCUAGAGCCCAACUGAGCUGGGUGCUUAGGCAGUUGUGAGGUGUGUGUUCACAUAGUGCCGUUCUGAGUUACUUAUUGCAUAGGUUUGUGGAAUAAGUGGUUGUACUGCUACACCUGUGGACUCUGGAGUAAAGUUUGAGGUUUAGGUGGAGAGAAUCUUUGUAUUAUGGUUUCAAUCUAUAGCAGAGCUACCUCUGUUCUAGAUUAACUAUGCAUGUCUUAGAAGGUUAAGGCACCUGAUUCCAGUAAUGAGAUGUGGAAUGAUUUCCAUAACAUUUUUUCCUUAGAAAAAAUCCUUAAAAUGCAUAUUUGCAUCAAAAAUACCUUAAGACCCAACUGUACCCAAAAAACGUAAUAAUGAAUGGCUACAUUGCCAAUCUAAUUGUGCAGUUUCAAAGUUAUAAUUAACUUUUUUCAUAUUGACUAAGAAGCAUAUAGUAAAAAAAAUUUCUCUAACGCACGUACCCAUUAUAUUGAUUUGUGACUGGGAGUUGUUCGGGAUGUGCAUAAAAUUAGAACCAAACGUAUGCAUAUUCCAAGCAGUUUAGCACAUGGAAAAAUUUUAUAGUAAAAUUGUAUCCUUCCCCAUUUUUCCUCCAAGAAUGCAAAGGGCUUUUUGAGAAAAGGCACCUUUUGAAAUUGUAUUCCUCAUUGAACCUGUUGCCUGAAAGGAUGUUUGAGUCUGGAGUAUCACAUUACAAUAAAAUCUAGAUAAUCAAUUAAAUGCAGAUGUUGAAACACAAAUGGCAAAAAGGCAACCCAAGCAGAAGGAUUCCAUGCUGCUUCUGAAGAUGUCCAGACUUUGGGGAACCUUCCAGAGCAGAUUGGGGCUCAGGGGGUAGAGGUUAGGAGAAGGGGGAAGCUCCAUUGCAUUUGCUGGCAUGACAUUGAAUCUCUCCCUCAGAUUUUGGCCAUGUUGUAGAAGUGAAUCUAGGCUUCCAGAACUGCUGGGGGAAAGUUCCAAUGGAGGAAUCAAUUCUGACUCAUUUCAGUGUUAAUAUCGCUGCAGCUUUCUACAGCUUUGGACAUUAAUUUGGUUAGGAGUAAUUGAAUCACCUUUCCUAUGAGGAAAUGCUAUGGGACUGUGACUUCUGUAGAAUAUACUGACUUCCUCCCCCCCCUUUCCCCUACACCCCCCCUGCCCCCGGGUUGACCCUUUUCCUGCAUCUCUGGUUAUUAACUAUUCUGUGUUGGUCUUUUUGUGAACUCCAGGCUGCCAGGGUGGCUGAAGGAGAAGGCAAACACAAGUUCUUCAACCAAGAAAUGAAUAGCAUAUUGUUGGAGUAAGUCACUUUCCCAAAUGUACCAUCCGAACCCUGUGAGCUCAGAGAAUGAAAGUGAGAAUGGUGUUUGCAUAAGGCAGAUGUAGGCAGAAGGUACUAGUAGUUCUCUGGGUGCUUUCCAGUAGAUUAAAAAGGGUUACGGUCUUCCAGCCAUCAGCAAUAGCAGCAACAAUACAACUUCUUUGCUGCUGAAAUCUGGCUGCCGAAAUGAAAAACCCUUGGGGCAUAACCAGGAAUGGUCAUGGCAAGGGCCAGGGGUGUUUUGCCUCAUCUAGGGCACAUCUAAUGGGGGCCCGUUUGUGCCAAUUCAAGGUGCUGGGUCUUAAGCUUCCAAAGCUCUGCUUGACCUCAAAUACUUGAGAGAACUAUAUCUACCAUAGGUUUCGCUCCACGUGUUCAGUCCUAAUAGUGCAAGAGACUGCUAUAUAAAAAUGAGUGGCAACAACCAAGGAAAUCUGCCCAUAGUCCUUGGAAACUCUUGUUCAGAUUAGCUUUUGACUUCUACAUAAUACGUCUUUUAGACUUUGCCAUUACUGUUUGCCACUAAUUUCCCCCCCUUGUUAAUAUAAUUUUUACAUAUCAGUUAUCAUUCAUACAAAGAAACUUCACAUCUUAUACAAUCUUUUUGGACUUCCAUCAGCCCCUCUGAUGGUCUUCCGUUCUUAUCACUUAUUCUGCAUUUAUUAAAUUCCUAUUGCCUUUAAUUAUCUUAACUAACAGUCCCCCUCGUUACCUUUUUUUUUUUUUUUUGCAAUAUUCAAAUAGUCCAGCUUACAAAACUUCUUGCAAACAUACAAGUGUAAUAUGAUCAUCACAAUUACUGUCCAAAUAGUCCGUAAAUUUAUGUCAGUCUUCUGUGAAUCUCUGGUCCCGCAGAUUUCGAAUUCUUCCUGUUAAUUUAUCUAAUUCUGCAUAGUCCAUCAGUUUCAUCCUCCAUUCUUCUUUUGUCGGUAAUUCUUCUUGUUUCCAAUUUUGUGCCAAUAAUAUUCUGAUUCCCGCCCCCCUUGUUAUUCUUGUUUCAUUUGUUUUUAACCUUUAACUUUUUUUAUUUAGAUUUUAAAUUGAAGCUUUUUUAAAGGGCCUUUGCAGUAUUUUACUUUACCAUGUUUUGCUUGGGCUCCCUUACUCUGCUGUCAAAGGGAGGCAUUUGGAUCAGAGCUAAAUAGUUUUGCCUUUUUCUGCCCUCAGUAUAGAGCUGCAAACUCGGGAGUUGAACAGCCAGGUCCGCUCAGGGGUGUAUGCUCACCUGGCCUCCUUCCUGCCUUGCAACAAAGACACCCUGCUCAAACGUGCCCGCCGGCUUUACGCCUAUGAACAGGUGAGUGGUCACGUAAAUGCAGUGCUACUAGUCAGUGUUAGGUAAUUCCCUCCUGAGGCCCCUGAGUGGCGGAUGGGUUCAGAGGCAAAAGUGGGUGGACCAAUAAAUGUCUUAACUUUGUACCCUAAGGCAGUUUUGUCUCACACAUCAGUUGUCAAGCCAAACAAGCAAGAAGCAUAAUCAGAGUUCAAGGACAUCCUCGUCAGGUAAAAACAAGGAGGGUGUGUGGCCUAGGGAGAGUCCCAAGAGACAGAUGGGUUGUAUUUGGCACUCAGGCCCUUGGUGUAAGUGAUAGCGGUGUCAGCCAUAGAAAGAAAUGUCAUAAACUGGAUUUGUGAACAUCUCUUUUUGGGCUCAGUGGCUGCUCAUGGAGAAGGGAAUGUGUGUCUCUGAAUUUCGAUGCCAUCGCCAUUUCUAAUAAGGGAUAAAAGGUUUCCACAUGAGGGCUGGUCUAGAUUUCCCUUUCUUUAACCUUGCAAAAAACAAGUUCUUGGUGAUGAAAAGGGAAUUUUAUUUAUUAAAAUCUUUUUUAUACCUCUUUUCCAAAUAGCCCAAAGUAAUUCCUAACACAUGAAAGAAUAGAGCCAUACAAAACCCACUAUAAAUUUCACAAAAUCAAAGAGCUACAGGUUAAAACAGGAGAUGACCCAGGCCAGCCAAAUGCCCAUCAGAAGAGAAGGGCCUUGCCACUCCACUGGAAAUGUGAUGAGGUAGCUUUCCAGUCUUCUUUAGAAUGUAGUUUCUAUAAUUUUGAAGCCAUGUCUGAAAAUAUUUGGCUCCUACCUCUUGCUGUCUGAACCAGCUCUAAAUAUUAUUAUUAUUAUUCAUUUCAUUUCUAUACCGCUUUAUAUUUUUAAGGAAAAAAUCUCCAAGCAGUUUUCAUUAAAAUGUCAAAUAAAAGAAUCCAGAAGAAAACAUUAUAGAAGAAAGUCAAAUAUAAAGUAUAACAUUCAAAGCAACAUAAUUAACAGGAAGUUAAAUAUGAAAGAUGGAUGGUAAGCAAACUGCAUCUGAAGUCUAGACUUCAUUUAGUGGUUAGGCUUAGAUGAGUAAGUGAGGGGUGUGCAAAAGGAGUGCUUUCCUCUCACAAACAAUCUCACUGCCUAUAUGGGCACAACUUAGCAUGAAUACUGGGUCAGAGUCCUUAACUCUUUGUUUUUCUGCAGGGAGGGCGGAUGAAGGACCCUCUUCAGAAACUCAAGGAAGCCAUUGGCAGGGCAAUGCCAGAGCAGAUGGCCAAAUACCAGGAAGAGUGCCAAGCGCACACCCAGGCCAAGUUUGCGAAGUGCGUUUUCAACUUGUUUUUUGUUUUAGUCCCUGCAUUCCACUCUGUGUACACCCAAAGCUUAUAUUAGUGGGGCGGGGGCAUAUGUUAGAAGUGGAUCCAAUUACCAUUCUGCACUUCAGUGUCCCUCUUCUCUUCUCCUCUCAGGAUGUUAGAAGAGGAAAAGGACAAGGACCAGAGAGAACGGGUUUGUUCAGAUGACGAGGAAGAUGACGAUAAAGGAGGAAGGCGGAUCAUGGGACCUCGGAAGAAGUUUCAGUGGAUUGAUGAAAUCAGGUUGGCAAAGUCAGAGGGGACAAGACUGGGUUUUAGAGCCUUGUUCCCUGGCUUCAGGGAAAAUACACCUGUAUUUGCCUUUCUGGGCAUUACAGCUUUAUUUGUUGCCGAGUUGGUUCAAAGGUAUGGGGGCUGCAGUUUUCACCUAGGUCUUGGUGUGUUUUGAAUUUAAGACCCAGGGUGGGGUAUCUGGUAUGAAGAUGUCACCUGGCUUCAGCAUUUUGGCCUUGGCGUUCAUCUUGAAUUUGAAGCCCAAGAUUGCUGCUAGAUUUAGGACAGAUCUGUUGUCUGGUUCAUAGUGGUGUAUACACUAUAGUCCAAAUACAAGGGCUGAACUUAUUAAGGCUGUGCUUAAAAUAACCUUCCCAAACUGAAUCAAUUGAGGGCAGUCUACACGUGGGGUUGGGGGACAGGGGGCAAAGAGUAUGGUCUGGGUAACCUAGGUAAACUUCCUCCUCUAGGGAUUUGCUCUGUCAGGCGGUGAAAAUCAAGCUGGACGGGUAUGACCGUGAAAAGAACAAGGCUCAGUCAAUGGAGGAUUAUGUGAAGACUUUCCUGGAUGCAGAAGUCAAGCCACUUUGGCCAAAGGGCUGGAUGCAGUCCAGGUGAGAGGGAACAAGGCUGACUAAUCACUGUGUGCUAUAAUUUAGACAUAGCAGAGGCAUCCCCAACAUCCGAAAGGUACUCUAGGCCCCAUCUCUGACCCUAUUGGCAAUGCUGGCUCUGUCCCACAACAUCCUGAGGGACACAGGUUCCUCAACCCUGCUUUCAAUGUAGAGAAGGCAAGCCCACAAUAAUGGUCACUUUGAAUGUCAGGAAAUGGCAGUUCAGCCAUUUUAUUGAUACCUGUAGUUAGGGCUGUGCAAUAAAUUGCCAUACCCUUGAAUACCGGUAUUGACAUAACAUUGUGAUAGUGUUUCAACAAGGCAAUAUACCCAUGAACGAAAGGUUGAAACUUGACAGCUUAUGAGGAGGUAGCACAGCCGAACAGAUACUUUACAUAUACUUUGCAGGCUUUGUUUGCUCUCUCCCCUCCUAUAAGCCCUCACACAAACUCGGAAACUCUUUCAGCUUCACUGGUAUGUUUCUUGCUACUUUCCUCAGUGAGAAGGUAGUCACAUCUCUCCUUGCUUUGUUGUCCCUCCCCUCUCUGAGAAAUAAGGAUAGAAGCCCUUAGCUGCAGCCAGUUUUAAUCCCUAGCAAGCACACAAACCAACUCUUUCAGCAGAACUUCCUGCUCUCAAAAGUCUGAGCUCAGCUAAUUAUGCAGAGCCAGCUAACAAUCCAGGAGCAACUCCCCUGGCUAGGCUAUCAAAGAUCCAGGGGAAAAGUAAACAGGGAAUGUAAACAAAGAACUGGAGAGCACUUCUUCCUUUCUUCCCUCCCACUCACCCACCCUCACUGGUGGAAAAAAGGGGAGGAAGUGUGUUUGUUUCCUCCCUAAAUAGCUUUCCUCUAUAUUAAAAAGGAAGGUUUAUUUAUUUAUUUAUUUAAAGGAGACCAUGUCUUUGCUUGCUUGCCCUCCCUCCCUCCCUUUGAUACGAAGGGAGAGAUUGAUGGGGUGAGGGCUUUUGCAGGGGGUGGGAGGCUUCUCUGUCGGGGAAAUGGAGAGAAGAUUUAACUGGUUGCCUUCUGCUGAAAUGGGAGGUUGGCUAUUGUGUGAGAAUGGUGCGGAGGGUGUUUGUCGGUAAGCAGUGCAAGCAAAUGUGUAUCUACUCACAAGCAAGCCCUACUGACUUCAGUGGGGCUUACUCCCAGGAAAGUUGAAGUUUAGCUGAACUCAGUGGGGCUUAUGCAUGCAUAGAUUCCGCUUAGACCUCUGAGUGGGGAAGCAGAUGCAACUUUACUAGUAAAUCACUUGAACUAUUUUUAAUUUAGUUGAAAAUAUAGUAUAUGGAAGUCAUUUUUAUUAAAUCUACUACUUCCUUACAUUGUAAACCACCAUGGGGAGACGCAGCAAGGCCCCCCACCACUGUCGGGAGGUGCGGCAAAGCUCUCUGCCGCCCCAGGGAAGCGCAGCACAUCAUCCUCUGUGAUGGGGCCCUCCACCACUGUGGGGAUUCCUGGUCAGGCCCUCUGCCUGCAGAUAGGUGCAGUGAGGACCUCCUCCAUCGUGGGGAUUCCCAGUGAAGCCCUUGUCUUCCUUGGGGAGGCGCAGCAGGGCCAUUCUCCCCCGCGGGGCAGUCCUCAGCCGCCAUGGAUAUGUAUCAUGUUAUAUUGAGACAUCAUGAUGUCUAUUUGGUGAUCUAUUAUGAUAUUGAAAACCAGAUAUCACCCAGCCCUACCUGUAGUGUGAGUGUCAGUGGCAUGACUGCGAGUAGAGCUUCUCCUGCCACAUGGGCCAGGCAGCUGCAUAUGAUGAAAGGAGACCUGCAAAAGAGGUUGCUUCAGAUGUUUAACAGUCAAAGCAAUUUUAGAAGUCUAAAGGGGUCUUCAGAAGGACAAUAUGCAGGGUUGCAACAUGAUUGCUGAUGGCUCACUUGCUGCUGAAGUUGGUCGUCGUCUUCUUUGAUUUACAUACAUGGUUUCUAACCCACAGCAAGUGCUGUCUGCAUGUUUUUGUGUAACCUUUCUUUACAACAGUGGGGUCUAGAAACUUCCUUUUAAGAACAGAAAGUUUCUGUUCUCGGAAUUCUGCUAGAGGCACUAGGAUCUUAAGCUUGAAGGGCUCAUUUCUGCUGCUUGGAGAUUGAUCCCCAAUAGAUCUGGCUCACCUUCCUCUCUCCUUUUUCAGGACCCUCUUUAAAGAAAGCAGGCGAGUGCAUGGUCACCUUACAUCAAUUCCGUGAGUAUCUGUCCGUGCUUGCAGCACAGGAAAUCUGCCCUGUGCUCCUGCUGUUUAGUCCUUGGUCACGUUUUGUCACUCAGAUGGCAACUGUGCACGUGGAUAUCCUCCAGCAUGGACAAACAUGAACUUCUGCAGGGCCUUCUGCCUUAUUGCUGUUUUUUAUUGGUGGAUCAGGCAUGAGAAAUGGUGGAAUAGCACUGCCAGCACAUCUUCAGUGGAAUAGCAAUGCUGGCAAAAUCAGAUAAAGUUUGAAGGAACAAUCUGGGAUCAGUAUGUGCUAUACUGCACAGCAGCAGGCAUCCUUGGCGAAUGUACAUGUGAAGCUGCCUUGUGCAGAGUCAGGUCACUGACCCACAUGGCCUAGUACUGUCUGCUCUGACUGGCAGCAGCUUUCCCACUGUUUCCCUCCCCCCCCCCCCCCCCCCCGCUAUGUGAGAUGCUUUUAACUGGAGAUCCCACAACUUAAAGGUGGGACCUGGCACAUGCCAACCAGGUCCUCUGCCACAGAACAACAGCUCAUCUUUAUAUGUGUCUGCACCACAAAAACACACAGCACUCCCCAAGGUUGUUCACCAUUUGAGCACAUGUAUCAGUUGUAACUGGUCCCCAGGGAUUGUCGUAGGCACUAGAAGGCUUAAGGUUCUCUAGCCAGGCUCCCCUGGCAGGUUACAUCAUGCUGACCUGGAAGUAAGAUAAUCUCUUCUCUUACUUGUGUUUCCCUAUAGAACAAAGAAGAAAGUCAUGGCACCUCCAAAGGUGAAAGGAAAGGUGAGCAGUUACACCUGGGCUCCUAUUAGCACUCAUCCCUGAUUGCGUCUUCUUGGGACAUAUGAGAAUAUGGGGAAGAUACAGUUGCUUCUUGUGUACUUUGAAACAGCUCUCCAGGACCCACUCCUAUGAGUUGUGCCCUGUGUUUACAUGGUGCUUUUCCAGAUUUGAUUGUCAAAGCAAUGUAAGCCCAGCUAGUUCCCUGCUAUGAUGGCCUUGGAGUCUAACAUUAGACUUUAAGCAUGUGUGUUUGGCAGGGGUAGAGGCAGACAACUAAGAAGAGUGAGGCCAAGGUCCAAGUGAACAAGAUGAGUGUAAGCCAAUGUAGUUACAGGAUGCUUAGGUACUGGCUUUGAGGGUUUUGAGCCAAAAACUUCAUGGAAAAGAGGUAUAGCAAAUUGGUAUCCUUUCUGGAUUAAUUGCCUUCAAGUAGGCUUUGUCCUGAUAGAAGAACUGAAGUAGUCUCUACAGCAUUCAGCACUACAACUGGAGGAAGUAUCACGUUCUAGGAAAAUGCAUGUCUAGCAGCAUCCAAAGCUCUCUCCAGAUGUUCAUAUUCCUGCAUUGCUUUUAAUUUUGCUGUUGAAAUUGCACAACUCGGGAAUGUAUGGUAUAAAGAACGCUGCCACUUUUAACUUAAUAGCAACCCCAUUUUAAUAUUCUCUUCCUGGUACCAAUUGUGCCUUUGCACAGCAUGUACACAGCUCCUUCUGUAAUCCAUUUUAUCUAGAGCCUUUGGCCAAGUAAUACUCCUUCAAUUUAAAAUGACUAAGAAAAAAAUAGCUGGGCAAAUAGCAUUAAGCCUACAACCUGUCUAAUCUCCCUUUCUGUCUUCCAGGAGUCGUCCUGUAAGCCAGAUAAGAAGUUGCCCCUUCCUAUGCCCUUGAUCCACUCAAGCAGCGGAGUUACGCUUUCUCCAGAGUCGCAGGGAGUUGCAGUUGGCCUCAGCCCUCAGACCAGGGAACUCUUGGCCAUGAGUUCAACCCCAACUCCCAGCAGCACAGCUGCUGCUCCUCCCACUUUCAGCAUGGACGACUCUCUGGAUGAAGACUUGAUCCACAAUGCUGCCUCAUCUUUGGAAGCUGUCUCCAAGGAACUGGCUGUUCUUAACAGCCGGACGGGGGGAAGCCCUGACUUCACCCUCCCUGCCACUCCAAAGGUGCCUUUGGAGAAACCCCCCGUUCAGACCACAUUGGAAGAGAAGAGGAGCUUCUCCAAGCCAAGCCCCUCACCUGCCCCAUCUCCAGCCGCCAGCUCUCUGCAGUCACCGCUCAACUUCCUGGCCGAACAGGCCUUGGCACUGGGCCAGUCUCCUCCGGACAAAAAGACUGAGAGCUCCAGCUACAGAGAACUCUCCUGCCAGGCUACCCCUGCAAAGACUCUGGAUGCCCACCAGUCUAAGCCGAAGCAUCACAGCCUGCCACGCACCGUUCAUGGGCCCCAGACCUCGACCCCAGUCCAAAUGCCCCAGGUGAAGGUGUUCACCCUGGCCUCCCAGCAGCGGAAAAACUUUUCCACAUCCCCUCCCUUUGUCAAGCUGCAGGGUCCCAAGAUCAUCUCCCCUUUGCCCCAGCGGCCUCCUCUCCAUCAGCAGGUCAAGACCCCCACCAAAUCGCCCGGUUUCCAUUCUUCUUCCUCCUCCUCCUCUUCGACCAUCUCCCCAGGGUCUGGCAGCGCCCACAAGACCCCCAAUUCCUCUUCUCUGACCCUGAGCUACACGGGGAAGCACCCCAGCACCCCUGGUUCCUUGGGGCAGUCGUUCAAGUCGCCUUUUGUGGCCUUGUCGCGUCACAUGGCAACUUCUUCCAGCGGCUCCACGUCCAGCAUAUCCACAAACCAAAUCUCCUCCUCCUCCUCCACGGGGAACCUGCUCCCAGGCACAUCGCUACCUUCUCCUGGGCAGGCUCCCAGUCGCUUGUCUCCAAGUUCCAUGGUGAAGAAGGCCCUGGUCUCCCAGAAGCUGACCUUGGUUGCUCCACCGGGGGGUCCGAAUGUCAGUUCAAGCGGAGGGACGCAAGGAGUGGCCAAGUUGCUGACCUCUUCUUUGAAGCCCGCUGUAGUUAGCAGCACUGCAACCUCAACACCUGUGCCGGUAAGUGGUCCCUCCCAGAGGCCUGAUGUCAGCUGACUAAGUUCCUUUUUCUUUUGCCCUGUGAACUUCCCUGUCUACCUUGAUUUGGCUGCUGCUGCUACUCUUUAACUCACUGUUACCAACUCAUGCCAGCAAGAGCCAGUGUGGCGCAGUGGUGCAAUGUGGUGCAACCUGGGAGAUAAGGAUUCAAAUCCUCACUUGGCUACCAAGAUCACUGGGUGACUUUCGGCCAGUCGCUUACCUGUCAGUCUCAGCCUGACCUACCUCAUUGAUUGGUGGCUAGGAUAAAAUAAAGGCAGAAGAACCAUGUGUGCUGUCUUCAGCUCCUUGGGAGGAAAGGUGAGAUGUAAAUAUAGCCAAUAAAUAAAUGUUCUCUUUCCUUCAGGAGACGUGUUGCAAGGCUGUCCACCCCCUCAAAAUCUGGAAAGUGAUUGCUAGAGCUUUGGGCCUGGCACAGUUCUGAGGGACUUGCACCAGGUGGCAUUGGGUGGGAGAAAACAGCUUCUCUUAGCUAUCGGCAGUAAUUUCUGGAGGCAAGGGAACUUUCUUUCCUGGAAAGAUUGAAACCCAUCAAUUGAAUUCUGAGGUUGUGCAUGAGCCUCUGUGUCACAUGCUUCCAUGACGGAUGACAGUGGACCGUUUCUCUGCUCUUCUGAUGGUUGCUUUCUUUCUCCUUCCCAGAAAGGAGCCAGCGGAGCAGUCCUGCUUACCAGUUCAUCUUCCUUGAACGUCCUGUCUCCUGCUUACAAGCCCGGCAACCCGAAGCUGCCAGCACCAGCCCUGAGUUCCACCCCGCUAGGAAUUAUCUCUCCAAUCCAUUCCUUCCCUCUUCAUGUGAUUUCCUUCAGCUCUGAAUCAUCCCCCAAGUCAGGGGUGUCGAAGGACGCCAUUGUCACAGGACCGGCCCCGGGGACUUUCCAUCAUGGCCUUGGCCACAGUAAGUGUUUGAGAGGGAAAUAGGGGCCCGCACUCCAGGGAAACAGCCGUUGUGAGCCCUGGAGGGCUUAAUUUGGCCCUCAGGCCAGAGUUUCCACACCCAUGCGUUUAAUGGUCUGGGCCUACCAGGGUAUGGGAAGGCCCACUUGCUUCCAUGUGAAGCUGCCCGAUCCUUGAGGUCUUCCUCAAUGGCUCAGCUCAGGGUGCCUCUUAGGAUGGGGUAGCCUACCAGGAAGAGGUAGCCUUUCCUUUGGUGGUGGAACUGCCUCCUAUUCCUCAUCAGCUAUUGCCUGUGCCUGCAUUUAGGUGUCAGGUAAAACAGCCUUGUCUGUUCAGUCACUCAGUAGCUUUGAAUUUACUGGAUCAACAUAAUCUGCUGUUUUUUUAUUUGCUAGAUGUCUAUGCCUUUGUUGUAUUAUAGUGCAAUUUUGGAGCUCGUGCUGUGAGCUGAGUUGGAAUCUACAGUUGUGCUGUGGGGUGUAAAUAAUUUUAAAGAAAGAUGUGGGAAAUGGGAAAGCAGCAGGAAUGGCUUGCCCUGGGCAACAGUAGAGGUCCGACUGCCCCUGUGACCUAUUCCAUGAUGGCUUGGUAUGUGUGAAUCAUAUUUGUGAAUUUGCCAUCACAAAUCUAUAUUUUAUAUCCCUCACAUUGCCCUGGAUCAGUUGCUUUUCAGUAGAGUCAGUUCAUGCAUUGGGCUGCCAGUAAUGCACAGGAAUUAUUAACCCACUCUUGGUUUGCAGGGGCUCCUCUGAAUGUCAAGCUCCACAACCAGCACUGGUUGGACAAGCCAGGCUUCUUUCCUCUUUUCCCCAACAAGUCUCAGCUCGAACUGAAUUGUGCUUUGUAGCCCAUCAGCUGAACUAGUUCCACCUGAUUGUUGGCUGCAGAACUUGACAGACAUUGGGGAGGGAGGGGCCGCUCUUCUUCAUUAGAAUCCACCAGCAGACAUCUUCUUCUCUGCUUGUUUCUGUCUUCAACAUACAUUUGUUUCUCCUUUAUUCCAUCCUCCUCCUCCUUUUUCUCUCCUUUCUUUCUCUUUCUCUCCUCUUCCCCAUUUUCUAGGUCUUUUGGCUGGCUUGCCCUCCAGCCUGCGCCAGGCAGCGCCCCUCCCACUCUCAGUGCUGCCUGCCCAUUUAGCACACAGCCUGCCAGGUAACUCCUCUGCUGCUGCUGCUGCUGCUGUUGUUGUUUGUCUUCUGCACUCGUGAGUCACCCCGCAGGUGCCCUCCUGCUUUGCAGCAAGAGAGCCGCCACCCUUGCCAUUGACUCCAGGUUCACAACUCCCGUGGCUUAGGAAACCUCUGUAAAGCCCAGGAUGCUCUAAUGCCAUCCAUUUCUUUUAUUUUGUAAAGAACAUAUUUUAUUCCAAUUUCAAACAAUUUUAUUUCAGGAGAAAGAUAUGAAAAUAAUUAUUGAAGCUGUGCUGGAACACAGGAAGCUUAAAUAACCCUUCCCCUUAAAUAUUAGGAAGCUGUCUUAAACAGAAUCAGAUCAUUGGUCUGUCUAGCUCAGUAUUGUCUGCACUGACUGGCCAUGGCUCUCCCAGGUUUCAGGCAGGGUUCUCCCCCCACCCCUGCCUGAAGAUGCCAGGAUUGAACCCGAGGUCUUCUGCAUGCAAGGUAGAUGCUCUGCCACCAAACUUCAUGCAGCUGCUUUCUCAGAAAAGCCGCAGGUUACAAUUUUACCCCCCCCCCCGGCCUUUCUUUCUGUGAAACACUGACAUGUGGAUUAACUGUUGCCCACAAGUCACAAAUACAGGGCUGGCUUUUAACAUGAGUGGCUACCCCAUGCUUGUCUGCUGUAUGUGGCCCCCAAGAUAUUUUCAGUGGCCCAUGGAGAACUCGCAACAUUUGACACUUUUCAAGGUGGGGGACUUAGUUUCCGCAGGUCUUGCAAUCUUGCCUCAAUGAGAGUUUUAAAUGUUUUCAAAGGAUUUCCUUUAAGUGUUCCUCAAACGUCCACCUUGUUUUUGAGCUGCAAACGUCUGUGUUCACUGGGCUUCUUGAGCCCUCAUCAAUCCUAAUGUCUUUAUUUCCGGUAACACUGACGCUCUAACUGCCAAAGGGGAGCUGGUCUUGACUGAUCAGUCCCAAGAGCUGUUGAAAGCCUUGCAGCAUUAAGUGGGAAGAAGCAUCACAGCUGCACUUUAACCCAGCAGUAAAUUGAGUGGUGAGCACUAAAUGAGCUAGCGGGGAGCAGAAACAGAGAGGAAAGAAAGAGGGGGAGUUCUUCAUGACGGGGAAAGGGAGUAAUUAAUGUGGAGGUCAAUAAAGUAACUUAGGGAGUGGGAGCAUAAAUUGUUUCAUUUGAGAAUGAUUUCUAAGGAAAUGAAUGGAGAGGAAGCAAGAAGGUUGGUGUAGGAAGUUCUUCAAGUAGGCUUUAAUGUUUUUAGUUGGAAGACAAGGAAUUACAUUUGUGGGUAGGGAGAGGAAGAAGGAAGCAUUAAUUCCAUUAAUAAUAGUUCCUUGACAUGCUGGUUGUGGCCUCCACCUUACGUAUCACUGAUAUAUUUCUUUUUUUAAAAAAGAAAGAAAGAAAGAAAGAAAUACAAAUAAGGUUUCUCUUUUUCUCCCAUUCCCAUUUUGGCAUGUAUCCCUUGGAGGAUUGGCUGUGGCUCAGUGCAGCCCUCUGCUCGGAAAAGGUUCAGCAACCUGUUUUCUAAAGCCUUGAAACAAGACAUGGAUGCUCCUGGCUGCACUAGGUGUUUAGAGGAACUAUAUGGCAGUUGGCAGCCUCUUGUUAAACUUUCAACAUAGAAGUCACUUGGGGAUGUGUUUUUUUCCCAUUUAGGAGGUCGUUUCUGUAGGUUGCCCAAUCUCUCUGAAAGUACAGAACAUGGUGCCAUGGCAACUUGGUUGCUUCUCCUGCCCCCCCUCCCUGCUAAUUAAUUUAUUGCUUGUUUUUAUUGCAAAGUUGUUGCUAAUAACUUGUGGUGAUGCUGCUGCUGCUGCUACUUCUGUUUGUUGCGGAGGGGGGGUUGUGCUGCUGUGUUGUGUAUCCUAAACGUAAUUUUAAAUUGCGAUGUUUUAAUUGAUUUGGAUCUUGUGGAGAACAUAGGAAGCUGCCUUCGUUCACAGUCAGACCAUUGGUCUACACUGGCGGGCAGAGGCUCUUCAAAGUUUCAGGAGAAGUUGGUGAUUGAGGCUGGAACUUUCUGCAUGCAAAGCAGAUGCCCUGCUAAUGAGCUCCAACCCUUCAUUCACUGCCUUGGGUAUCUGACAUACUCAGAGUGUAAAAAUAGCAUUUACAUUGCUUAGAAACACUUCACUGCAUAGUAACAAUACUUCAGAUAACAGCACAGAGUGCAGUUAUUAUUAGCUUUUCUUCAAAAGCUCAAAACACUCGGGGUGGCUGAAUUUCAGCAAAUCCUUAGCCAGGCCUUGAGGAACUUCCUCAAGUAGCAGGGUUGCUACUUCGUUGUUUUUUACUCGGAGUAAAAAUAUUCCUCUCUUGGAAGACCCACAUUCAGGAACCCUUUCCCAAAGGAAAUCCACCUCAUUGCUUUCCAGUGGCCAGGGGAAUAGCAUGUAUUGGUGCAGGAGCUUUUGAGGUCUCCUGGAUGCGAUUGGAUGGGUAGAUAGCUGAAGCUUUGUAAGCUGACCUUGAGGAAACAUUCUUUGGAAUAUGUUCCAGAGCCGGGGUAGGUGAACUGUGGCCCCCUAGAUGUUCCAGGACCCUAACUCCCACCAUCCCUGACUAUGAGCCUUGCUGGCUGGGUUUGAUGAAAAUUUGAGUCCAGCAACCUCCAUCCCUCCUCCAGAGGAUGGGUUUUGCUGUCUUGCUUGAGGUCUACAGGCGGAACUUUGCAGGUGUGCAUCACACAGAGUGCUGUGCCAAAUAGCAACCUGCAAAGGAGCUGCCACAGGGAGAACUCUCUCUUUUUGCCUCCGCUGCUCUGCUUUUGUCUUAGUCCUACACCUAUAGUGCAACAUGGUCAUAGAAUGGACUGUUAGUGCUUGGCACAUUUAAAUUUUAUUUUUUAAAGCAUUUAUUGAAGAGGGGUUGUAGCCUCCCUGUUGUGUGAAAGGGUUUGCUUUUACUUAGCACAGUAUGCCAUUCAUUCACCUGUAUAAGGAGUACAGUGCAUUGUACCAUCCUGGAACUCUACAGAUUUUGUCACCACAUUUUGCUGCAUGUUUAAGACAAAUCAUCCAUAACUCAUCAGUACUAGAUUACACCAGUGAUGCACUAUUGUGAACCAGGCUUACUCACCAACCAUACGUGAUAUCAAGAAGAGUCUUGGGUGUGUUUUUGCCUGCCCACAAGACCAAGGAUGAGAGAGAACUUAGCUAGGGGAACCUAAACCUUUGUUGUGCACAUUCAUUAGAGCAUGGGAACAUGGGUACCAUGUGUUCCUUCUUCCCUCCUAUCCGUCUUCCUCUUCUUUGGUCCCUGCCAAAUGCUUGAGAAAGCCUUACUGUCCCAUGAUGCAGUACAAAGGACAGCAAGGCCCAAGCUGUAAUCAUUUGAGGAUCCAAUUCUGUUUACAGAACUUCAGUUUUUCAGUCACAGGUUUUUUUCAGACUGCAGUGAUCAUCCCUUCCUGUCUGUCAAUGUCUCUAUUACUUAAACUCUUUAGUAGCUUAUGGCUAGUAACACUUGCUAAUCAUUUGGUAAACUAAAUGUUUGGAGCUUCCACUGCUGGGGCGGGGACAGUAAUAGUUCUUCUUUUGCAUCUCUUUCAGAUACAUCUCAGCUGCAUGGUAAAGGGUCCAAUGUACAGCCACGGAAAUUGUGACAGUUCGAAAGUUGAGGACAUGACAAGCCCUGAUAGGGACUUGCAGAAUGAAGCCAUGGACGCAAGGUGCCCUUUCUCCCCACCCCCUGUUCCUUUUUGAAUGGAGUUGAUCUGGAGGUUCCUUCCCUGUUUGGACCAGUCCCUUUCCACAGGGAUCUGUGCCUCGCACUAAGAAAGGAAGCACUUAACUGGUGCCGUUCUGGCAGCUGCCGUGGCUUCACAUACUUCAGGCACCUGAGUGGGAGGGAGAGAUGCAGGCAGGGCUCUAGAAGCUGAGCACGACAACCCAAGCCCUUCUUUUCACAUACCUCUGAAUCCAGUUGUUUCUCACUCCUUGAUUUUCCAGUGGACUAUGUGAAGGUGCUUGAACAUUCCUGCUUUGGGUUUACUUGGCUGGCUUAAGCUAAUCAAAGAGUGACAGUCACAAGUGGUUCCUCCCCCCCCCCCUUUAUGGUACCUGUAAUAAAGCUAUGCUGACGUCAACCAAGAAGACCCACCUUCAUCUGUGGCAUCUUUUGUAAAGUCAAUCAGCUCAUUGGUCUUCUCAGAAGGACAGAGACUUGUGAGGCCUUGAGAUGCAUUCAUGAACAUUGGCAUUCUGAUCUUUUUGUGUUGCUUCUCUGCCUUUUAUUUUCUGGUAUGGUCAAUCCUGCCCUCUUCCCUGCCCUGUCAUUACCACUGAAUGCAUAGGAUUGGACAAGUCCCCUUUCUUUCCCAGCAUGUCAUUGUGUAUAGCAAAGCCGUAAUUCCAGUGCCUUUUAUGGUGGAGCAAGAGUGCAAAACAUUUCAAGCUCUUUUUGUGUGGGCUCUCUCUUUUGUUGUUGUUUCCCCCCCUCAAAAAUUCUUAGCUGUAUUUAAGACGUGUUGGGCUUUAUUUGAUAAGAGCUUUUUUUUCUGGAGUUAUACACUGCUUUCUGGACUUGACCUUGUGGAGUUGCCUAGUGCCAAGCAGAGUACAAAAUAGAUAUUGAUCAGUAGGUGUGGAGUAUGUGGACCUGAGUUUCCCCAAAAGCAGGGAUGGGGAACCUGUAGUCUUCCUGAAGAUGAUGGACUGCAAACCCAUCGUUCAUGACCAUUGGCUAUCCUGGUUGGGGCUGAUGGGAGUGGGAGGGCCACAGAUACACCAUCCCUGCCCUAAAGCUGUUUUUCCCGGGCUCAGAUUUCAGCAGGUGUUCUGUAAGCAAGGUGAGAUCUAGAGCUCUACUUUUGCUCUACUGGAGGAAAGAGUUCUACAUACCGGUGCACAGAGACAUGGGUGUGUGGAGCUGGCCCUCUGUAGGACUGCUGGGUUGUGGACCAUUAUCUAUUUGGAGAUGCUGUUCUAGCACCAGCAUGAUAAUGGAACCAUUGUAUUCUGGUGACAGGGCAGUUCCCUCUGAGAACCUUUCCUGUGCAAUCACUGGAAAUUGGGCUUGACCCUCUUCAUUUAAGAGCUUGCUCAGGCUUUGCUAAGAAUCUUGGUGGCUAAGCUCUUUUGUGGAGGUCUGGGGAGUAGUGUAGGCUCAUCAGGGCCAGCGCCAACCCCACCAGUGCUCUUUGCUGGAAAGUGAAAGUGGUUGUGCAUCAGAGCUGUCAUAAAUCCCUUGCUUUGAGGAGGUGACUGACAGCUCAGUUGGUCAGUGGGUAAUUUGUGUAAGAGAACCAAGAAGGGGUGGGGGCUGAAGGACUAACUAAACCUUCCCCCUCUUCACUUGACCUUUUUGUCCCAGUAUGCUGCUUGCCCUGGGGAGAAAAGAGGUUAUGAAACACAUUGCCACAAAGAGGGGCACAUAUGGCAAUCCCUUUGAAAAGAGGCUUGCUGAAACAAGCAGCCUCUUCUGUUCCUGGAAGGCCAUAGACCAGGUUCGGUCCAGUGGCUUGCAAACAAAAACUGUUCAUAAUAAACCACAUGGCUCCUCAGGGUACUCCCUUCCCUUCAGAGCCCUACAUUGGAUGGGUCUUCCUUGGUAUCAGAAAGCUCUUGAUCCUCUAAGUGGUGUGAGCCCCAUUGUUUUUAAAAAAAGAGAAAGAAAAUAAAUCACAAUGAGUUCUGCUUGGAUUAUGACCAAAUUUGGAGCCAACUUCAUUCCUUCAACAUGCCUGUUUUGAAGUCCAAGUAAAUACGGACAUAAACCCUAAUUAAUUUGUACAUCUCCCCAACAAAAUGAAUUGGAUUAUGUCAAGCUUAUUUAUGAAAAUAUAUCCAUUAUUUCCAUGAGAAAGUAAGAAUAAUAAAAACUCUAGGUUGUAGUAAAAGAGCCAAAGACCAAAUGUUAAGGUUGCCAGUUUUGAAGCACAGACAUUUGUAAUAGAUGGGCGUGUUUUUUGUUUUUGCUUUUUCUGGUCAGGCCUCAAUCCUGCUGGGUGCUAAUUACCUCUUGUGAGAACUGUUUUAUCAUUUCGACAGGAUUGAGGCCUUCUUGAGCUACUUGCAAUUCCCCUCUUGUUGCUCUCCCUUGAAAGCUUCUGUUGUCAAAAGCUACCUGUGCAUUUGCAGUGGCUGGAGCAGAAACUUCUUGUUUUAGAAAGAAAUCUCAUGAAGCCUCUUGCCUCAGGGAAAUGUUAUUUCUUCCCCCUCCUCCUUCCCCGCCUUUUCUUUUGCAUUGAACAGUGAGAGAACUUAAUCAAACAGAGCCAUGGCAGGGCAGGGUCUAUCAGCGUUUGGUUGGGACAAGAACAAGAGCACUGGGGUCUCUCUCUCUCUCUCUCUCUGCCUUGGCUUUGACCCUUUUGGGAGAUUUUUGUUUAUGGUGGGCAUGUGCACCACCAGAUGGCACUUAAAAACUUAGAAAAGCAGCUUCUUUGAGUGUGGGAAGAGCUGCAAUUUAUUUUUGUGUGUGUUGUGGGUGGGUGGGUGGGGGCAGGGGCCUUUCUAGGUAAUGAGGAAGAUGGAGGAGACGUUUAAAAUGGCUAAUCUUGUAUACAGCAGCUGAAUAAAAUUGUUUUCCAGUUUC
Podarcis lilfordi (Lilford's wall lizard) is the source of this 30465-nucleotide messenger RNA. NCBI's taxonomy places the organism in Eukaryota, Metazoa, Chordata, Lepidosauria, Squamata, Lacertidae. The record is from the annotation of a GenBank genome assembly.